Molecule: messenger RNA, 553 nt
Organism: Drosophila mauritiana
Lineage: Eukaryota; Metazoa; Arthropoda; Insecta; Diptera; Drosophilidae
Gene: robl37BC
Exons: 1
Coding region: 1-348 (115 amino acids)
Biological process (GO): microtubule-based movement
Cellular component (GO): cytoplasmic dynein complex; centrosome; cytoplasm
Molecular function (GO): dynein intermediate chain binding
Source: RefSeq, a predicted model, not a curated record
AUGGCGUCAAACACUGUGCAGAUGACCUUCGAUCGGCUGGUUCAGCUGCCAGGCGUGACGGGGGCAAUCCUGAUCGAUGGCAAUGGAGUUCCGGUGCGGACCAAUUUGCCGGCGAAUGUGGCCCGCAUAUACGCCGAUCGGAUGAGGCCACUGGUGACCCUGGCACGCUCCAUGGUGCAGGAUUUGGAGAACGGGGACGAGCUGAGUUACGUGCGGCUGCGCACCCGCCGCCAGGAGACGAUGGUGGCCACCGAGAACGAGCACACGAUCAUUCUGAUCCAGGACAACCGUAUGCUCGACGAAUCCCGAAGGAGCAGUGUCGCCUCGCGGAGAGCCUCGGCGCUCUAACGGAUUCGAGUCCAGUAGGGGUCGUAACAAGCUGCGCCAGCGGGUAACGGCCACGUCCUGAUGUCCUGGCUGAGAGAAGUCCUUGCACGGACGAUCUCACAAAUCCAAAGCACAGAGCUGAAAUUGUGAGCCGGGGCAUUGCUGUGCUGGAAGAGCACGCAAAAAUAAAAUCCACAUACAGGCGGGGUAAAUUGUGUUUGCGUAC